AUGGAACAAACUUCAGAGUCAUCUCAUAACACAGAUGUAUGGCAACACAUUUGGAAGCUCCAGGUCCCAAAUGCUCUCAAAAUCUUUCUAUGGAGAGCUGCCAAAGACAUACUCCCACAAAGUAUUGACGAGGCCCCAUUUAGUGUAAUUUUGGAACAGCUCUUUUCAACUCUUCCAAAAGAGGAACAUCAAGUACUGGCAUUCACCUUUAAGCAGCUCUGGCUCAGAAGGAACAAGUGGAUCUUUGAAACUCGGUUUUCCUCCCCUCAACAAGUUCUUAACCUUGUCUCUACAAGCAUCUUAGAUUUACUUAUGGCAAGGUGUCCUCAAAGACAAAAAAGCAACCAAGUUCAGCCUCCCCUCCAGUGGAGUAAGCCACCUCUUGACAGUUUCAAGGUGAAUUGGGACGCAGCCAUUGACAAAACUCAUUGUAGGGUAGGCAUUGGAGUAGUUGUCAAAGACUGUAAAGGACUGGUUACAGCCACUCUCAGAUCAUCUCGAGCUUCUUUCCCAAAUCCAUUGCCAGGGGAAGCAUUGGCAGCCUUAAGAGCAGUCCAAUUUUGUAUAGAGCUUGGUCUCACAAAUAUUAUCCUUGAAGGGGAUUCCAUGAUUGUGGUAAAAGCUAUCAAUGGUAGGGAAGAUAGCUGGAAUUCAAGUAGCUUAAUCUGUCAAGAUAUCAAGUUGUUGCUAGAACAAGUUAGUCCAUGGUCUGUUAAGCAUGUUCCUAGGCAAGUUAAUGUAGUGGCUCAUACUUUGGCAAAGAGUUCAUUAGACCUCUCUGAUGAAUCCAUUCAUGUAGAGGAUUAUCCUCAUUGUAUUCACAACCUUCUUGGGUGA
This is a messenger RNA of Juglans regia (Persian walnut), 837 nucleotides long. RefSeq lists its product as uncharacterized. Gene Ontology annotation, molecular function: nucleic acid binding; RNA-DNA hybrid ribonuclease activity. The coding region runs from base 1 to 837 and encodes 278 amino acids. The transcript is spliced from 2 exons. Lineage: Eukaryota; Viridiplantae; Streptophyta; Magnoliopsida; Fagales; Juglandaceae. The record is from RefSeq and is a predicted model, not a curated record.